AAAGCAAAUAAAACUUUUCGUGAUAUAGAGGUACAACAUAGGAAUUGAAGUUAGAAUAUUUUUUUAAAUAUAAAUAUCAUGACAUACAGUUGAAUAAAUCGAAUACCUAUUAUACCAAUCUAGGUUUAUAACGUAUCUAGGUAUUGGUGAAGCUGAAUGAUGAUUCUGUAAUAAUUUUAGUGCGAAAUACGAAACAUUCACCGGGUCUGAUAACACUUGUGGUAUUUUGAAUAAAACUUCCAAAAACAUGUUCCUGUUGGUACUAGGCUCAACUAUUUGUCUGCUUUUGAACUGCGCCGUAUCGGCGAUACCGAAGCCGGAAGAGAAACGUGUCCUCGAUCAUGAGAUCAUCAACCAUGUGCAGCACUUUCAGAACGACGAACACAACAAGCAGUACGACCAUGAGGCGUUUCUAGGAGAAGACGCGAAAACGUUCGACCAGCUGGAACCAGAGGAAAGUCGACGAAGAUUAGGAAUUAUAGUGGAUAAGAUUGACACUGACAAAGAUAACUUCGUUAAUUUAGCUGAGCUCAAAGCGUGGAUUCAGUAUACACAGAGACGGUAUAUCGACGAUGAUGUAAACCGACAAUGGAAGCAACACAAUACGAAUGGCAGCGAUCAAAUCCACUGGGAUACCUACCGGAAAAACGUAUACGGUUUUCUGGAUGAAAUGGAUCCCAAGGAUCUCGAGCAAGGUGAUGAACAUUUUUCGUACAAAUCCAUGUUGACGAGAGACCGACGGCGGUGGAGUGUAGCAGAUCGGGAUGGUGAUGAUUCCAUGACAAAGGAGGAGUUCACUGACUUCUUACAUCCUGAAGAAAGUCCCUAUAUGAGAGAUAUUGUCGUUCAAGAAACUAUCGAGGAUAUCGAUAAGGACCACGAUGGAAAAGUUUCAGUGGAGGAGUACAUUGGUGACAUGUAUCGCGGCUCGGAAGACAACGAAGACGAACCAGAAUGGGUGAAACACGAGCGUGAGACCUUCACCAACUUCCGCGACAAAGAUAAGGAUGGUUUCAUGAAUAAUCAGGAAGUCAAAGAUUGGAUCAUUCCUGCGGAUUUCGACCAUGCUGAAGCAGAAGCACGCCAUUUGAUUUACGAAGCCGAUUCUGAUGCCGACGAGAAACUAACCAAAGAUGAAAUCAUUGAAAAAUACGAUUUGUUCGUUGGAUCGCAAGCAACCGAUUUUGGAGAGGCUUUGACACGCCAUGAUGAGUUCUAAGCCACAUUUAUUUUAAUCUCUUCUGUUCGAAUAUAGAGUGACAAUUUGUUCAGGCGAAUGGUAACUUAAGUGAUAUGCGAUAUUUUGAAUGUAAUCUCUACAAUUUCAAUACUCUGGCUUCCAGUUACGGAAGAGUGACGAUUUUAAAAUAAAAAUAACGCAUUACUAAGAUUAUGUAACUUGUUUGGUAUGAACGGUAGCCCAAUUUGUUUCAAAUGAUGCUUAACUACAUAGAUUUAAUUUACAGUUCAGUAUUGCAUUGAAUGAAGUGUAAUAAAUUGUAUGUAUCGAAUAAAAGCCAGAGUGACCUCUGA
This is a messenger RNA of Armigeres subalbatus, 1533 nucleotides long. It is a transcript of the gene scf, whose product is annotated as calumenin. The record is from RefSeq and is a predicted model, not a curated record. Gene Ontology annotation, cellular component: endoplasmic reticulum. The coding region runs from base 248 to 1219 and encodes 323 amino acids. NCBI's taxonomy places the organism in Eukaryota, Metazoa, Arthropoda, Insecta, Diptera, Culicidae. The transcript has 4 exons. Gene Ontology annotation, molecular function: calcium ion binding.